Ruditapes philippinarum (Manila clam) is the source of this 3319-nucleotide messenger RNA. RefSeq lists its product as uncharacterized. The record is from RefSeq and is a predicted model, not a curated record. The transcript is spliced from 6 exons. NCBI's taxonomy places the organism in Eukaryota, Metazoa, Mollusca, Bivalvia, Venerida, Veneridae. The coding region runs from base 16 to 3303 and encodes 1095 amino acids.
AAAAAACGUUCUAAAAUGAUAUUCCUCGAGUUAGAUUUCAGAUCAAAAAUUAUGGAUAUCUUGUUAAAAAGUGCGUUUAAGUGCAAAAAUUACAUUACGCUCAGUACUAGUACACACCUAACCUACGUCAUUCGUAAAUAUGCAAGGGAUAAUAUCAAACUAGUUACUAAGAUUAUUAACCAGAGCAGCAAAAGUCUGACGAAGGCAAAAGCAUCAAUGAAUCUGGCAUCAAAACGAAAUCCAGCAGCAAAUUUUAAACUUAUCAGCAACUUGAACCACAAUAAAAGGCAUUCAGAAAUUGAAGCUGACGUAGCAUAUGGAUCCGACUUUAAAGAUGUCAACAAACAAAUUGGUUUCUCCAUGUCAAUGGAUAGGGCUAUCAAGAGUUUCUCGCAGGCAUCUGUAACUUUGAAUGGAAAACUUAUAGCCGGAUCGGCUUUAAGAAUCAUAACCAAGUUAGACCAUGCACAUGAGUCGAAAUCUCUUGCUUCGAAUGUUAUGAUUCGCGUCAACAAAAAUGCUCUUUCAUCAAGCCUCAGUCUUAAAGAUAAAUCGACAAACCUCAAGGACAUUUCCGGUAAGUUCGAUUUGAACCUUCCUGGAGGAAAAACCUUUGAAGUUUCUCAAACUGUCAAAGAAAAUGCGCCAAGUAAUUUCACAAGUACAAUGAACGCAAAAUUUGGAAAAUCAAUGAAUACAAUUGUUACGUCGUGGCACAAGGCUUCACCAUCAGCACUUACGAUUUCUUCUGACAUAAACCUUAGUUCAAUGGAUCCAAUUAAAAUUGAUGCUGAAUAUACACUAGGACCAGAUCAAUACAAAGUUGGAGCGUCUCUACAAAGGGCAACUUCAAAAUACAGCGCUGUCGUCACAUCUCAGUCAGAUUUAGGAAAGUCUAUUCAAAUUUCUUCUGACAUUGAAUGCCCAUCCAGACACAUAGUUGGAAACUUUGAAGGAACAAAAUCUGGAAACAGAUUCACCAGCCGAGCUGAUAUACGCUGGAAUGCAGAAAGAGACGAUACACAGAGAAUAACGAUCCAAGGAAAAGGUCAAAUGUCGAGCCUUUCAAAUGUUGACGGAUCCUUUACAGUACAGUAUCCAAGCCGUACCGUUGCAAUUAAUCUAAAGCAUACUGCUGGUAAUAAAUAUACUACACAUAUCGAUUUCCAAUGGGAACCAAGUAAAAUUAUUUCUAUUGACUCAACUCUUGGUGAUUAUAAUAACGAAAACGGUCGAGAAAUCAUAAGUAAUAUCAAAUUCAGUUCCCCAUUCUCUUUCAUGAGGUCAAUGGAUCUGACGCUGGAUCACCGAAUUACGAAAUCAAUGUAUCAAACCAAAAUAGAUGCAGAAUGGUUUCCGAAGCAAACACUUUCUGCAACACUUACAGCAAGAAAGCCGAUGACAUUUAGAAGCUUCGAUAUCGACUUUAUUGGCAAGGCUCCUUCCCUUGGGUGCAAAACCAUUCAAUCAUCAUUGAAACACAACAUCGGAAAUGGUGUUACAACUAUUGGAAGAAUUGCUUUUAAUAGACAAUCAGCACAAGUGGAUCUGUCCCUUCUGAACAACGGCGAUGCCAGUACGACAGAUGUAAAGGGUCAGCUAGACAUCAAAACAUCAUACAGGCAGAUGCGAACGGCAACUCUCUCAUUGUCUCAUAAAUAUACAAGAAACAGGUUAGAUUCCAGUGCUUUCCUUAAGUACAACAAGAUGCAAUAUGGGAUAGAAAGCUCACUAAAGGGAAAAGUACUCGGAUGGGAACUAACUACGGAUGGUGAUAUCACAAUAUUUCUUCCAUCUGAUAAAAUAAAAGCAAAAUGGGGACACAAAAAUUCUCUAUCAGAAAUAACAACAACUUCAGAAAUUACCUGGGAGAAUAAACGUGUCUUUUUAAGUUUAAAUGGACUUCAGGAUCUAGGUCUUCAAACCGGUACACUUUCUGCAGCUUUGGAAAUUCAAACGCCAUUUUCCAUUAUUCAAGAUGUUGUUUUGCAACUCAACCAUCUUCAUAAAAUUGGACAGAUUGAUUCAACGAUGAAAAUAACAAGAAAUGGAAAUAGUUUGGUAACUAUAGAAACGAAAUAUUUAAAAGAAAAUGGGAAAAUAACGUCAAGGGUCUCUUCCUCAAAUCAAUGGUGUGAAGGGCUACUUUUAGCUGUCAUGAACGCAGAUUAUGAGAGCCAACCAAAAACAGCUCAUCUUGAAUUAUCAAUGUCACCUCUAAAAGCAAUAACACUGGAUGGAACCUUCAGUCACAACAUAAACAAUGAUAUUAGGACAUCAUUAACCAUCUCCAUUCCAAACAAGCCCUCCAUCGAACUUGUAGCGAACAGACAAAAUAAUAGCUCUACAUUUGAUGUAGUCAUGAAUGGGCAUCAUUACGGAUAUGAUAUGGAAAUAACAAACUCAAAUGCACAGGCCAAAUUCAUUUUGCCAAGCAGAAUUUUGAAAGUUAGUGGAUCACAAAAUUCAGGCACAACAGAAGGUACUUUUAUGUGGGAUGCUGAAAAAGAUGAAACUCGUAAAGUUGGAUUCCGAUAUGUAAUGAGACCAACAAAAGAUUCAAUGAAGGCUGAUUUCACUCUUAUGAUGCCAAGCAUUGGAAAGGAAGUUCAGAUCGAUUCUCAAAUGAGUUUGAACAAAGGACGUAUUCUCUUUGACGGUAAAACUGAACUUACCUAUUCACGUGACAGCCGGAAAAAGUUCACCAUCAUGUCCCGACUUGAAGACAUUUCAAAUAGCUUUUCAGCAAAGAACUAUAGCUUCACAUUUGCAAUCAGCCACCCAUACACAAGUGUUGAUGUUCAGGUUUCAUCUCAAUUUGGCAAAUCAAAUGAGAGAAUUACUGGAGGUCUCAGUAUGAAUUACCAAACAGUAAAGAGAGACGUCAAGACUUUCUCUAUGAAUGGUGAAAUUGAUAAAGUCAGAAAUGCUUUCACUUUAAAUAUUGAUACACCGAUGAAAAAGAUAGGAAUAAAUGGUAAUGCCCAAUCUGUAUCUCCAUACCGUUUGUCGUUAUCCAACAAGUACGACUCUAAGCAACCACUGAAUACAGUGUUUUCUAUUGAUUCUGCCAAAAGAAGCAUCGACUUUCAGAUGAACUACGAUCUUGAAAAUCCAAACAGUGAGUUCCAUGUCAGUGCCAAAUAUGUAAACAGUUCUGCCAUUGCUGCUGAAAUUUUCCAUGUUGUCAAUAGACACAGAGUUACUGAUGCUCUUCUUGCGCUCAGGCUUAACAGUUCAAGUCUUCUUCACAGUCGUGUACACUGGAGGCCAGAAAUGACGAAUGAUAUCAAGGUUUGUUAAUAUCAAAUAAAUCUAA